AUGCAGGGCUCCAGUCGACGUCACGGUCGCGAUGAGGGGAACGAUGAGGAAUUUGACAAACAGAGAGAUCGCAAGCAGCGGCGACGUGGCGAUCGCGAGGCGCGGAAAGAGGCACGCAUUAUGGCACACGAAAAAUGGGUGGAGCAGCGGCGUAUCAUGAGGGAACGGAUGCGUAAAGCACGAGAAAUGAAGCGGCAGAAUCGAAAAGAGACACACCGAAAACGGUUUGCAACAUCAGAUGCAUCCGCUUUUCCACCACGCAGAGCCACGAAGGUGACUAAGAGCAUGAAGACUGCCAGUAGACAUGGAAAGACACUUGCGGAUACCUUGGAUGCUGGGGAUGCUCGCUCAUCUCUCAGGGCCUUUGCCUCUCAGAAGGGGCCCUCGCCUCCACACGAAGAGGAGCAUUCGCCAAUGGCACUUGCCAAUACGACAACAUCAGCAUCGGUGGCAGAAGUAACAACUAUUGCUAGUGCUACGGGAACCAAUUCAGCCAAAUACAUCCCACCGACACUGCGAGGUAAGACAACACGAGAAAAAAACGCUUCUCUGGAUGAAAUUACACGGCGUAUCAUUAACAAACUCACUGUGCACAAUGUGGUGGAUCUGACAAGGGAGACCUCAGAGAUUUUUGGUGGGGCCGUUAAAGGGACUUCACGGGCGUCUGUGCUGCGUAGCCUCUCAGAACACAUUAACUGCAUAUGUAUGCUGGACACAGGACCCCUAACACCGAUUGCGAGUUUGCCGUUUGCGGGGCUUAUUCGCGGACUGCAGCUGCUGCACGGCAAUGUGGUGGGAUCCGAGUUAAUAGAGAGUCUAUGUUUUGCGCUUCAGGAACACCUUAACAAGUACAAUGAGACAAGUGCAUCAAAUGGUGCUAUGGUACUUGCUCAUCUUUACGUUUUAAAUGCUGUGGAUUCAUUGCUUAUAUCCAGUUUUAUACGUUUUGCACUACAAAUGAAGGGCCAUCAAGGGGUCUGCGCCGCGGCUUGCACUUUGACGCUUCUUCGUGCGUGUGGUGAGAAACUCCUGAAGGAGGCACCAGGUCAAAUGGAACAGGCACUGACGGAGGCAAAGUCCUACAAGCGUCAACAAGAGUGUAACGUCCGUUACAGCACUCUUCUUAGUUAUAUUGCGGAUAUUUUGAGCGGGCACACGCGCAGCGCCAAGCGCACCGUGGAUGAAGAAGAGGUUCCUGUUGAAUUGUUGCUUAGUGACAUGACUACAUUGUUGCCUUCAGGUGGAAAGCCCAGCAACAGGCGUGUUCUUUAUCGCAUCAUGAGUACAACGAGUGUGUUGACGGGGGUCACGUGGGCACGUAUGAUGCGCACGGAUAAACCCCCUCGCUGGUUUGUCCUUGGAGCCUGGGAUGAUGUGGACGGCAAUGAAAACUCGAGUGUUUUACCGAAUUCCAAUGCGGAGGCAAUCUUUUCAGCCGAUUCUGGGAGUGAAGAUACGGAUGACGAGGAGGAUGAAGUGGAAGUCAAGGCCGAGCGUAUUCGACAACUUCGUCAACAAGAAAGGGCCAUAUCAGGGCAACGGUUUAACACGGAAAAUAAGCGUGAGGUGUUCCAAGCUCUCACAAAUGCCUCGGAUGAUUUGGAGGCUUUCACGCUUCUUAUUCACCGCGAUCUUUCUUUUAGCCGCCUGCAUGACACAUUGGCUGUUGUGUUGCAAUGCGCCUAUCAAGAGAAGGUUUAUAACCCGUAUUAUGCACAGGUUAUUCAGCGAUUUUGUAGUGCGAAGGAAUCGUGCAAAAAUACACUUCAGUUUGCCUUAUGGGAUAUGUUCAAGUUGGUUCGCGUGGAGCCUGUCGAUGUCACCGGGUACUUCAAUCUUUCUUGUCUGCUUGCCCAUCUCAUUGAGGCGGGUGUGUUUACCCUUGCCGUUCUCCGAGGACUGGACCUGGAUUGCACAAACAGGACGAUUGGUCUGUUUACUCGCAUUCUUCUUCUUCGUCUAAUCUUCCAGUUGCCUCCUGCAAGGCUCGCGGAAGUAUUCUUUGGCGGUGAUGGAUUUCGUGCGCACGACGUGAAGAUCGACACCAGUGUCUUGCGAUCCAAUUUGUCCAAAGUCGUGGAGCGCUACUUUGUGGACGAGCGGGAGGCCGGGAAAUGGAUCCCAAAUUUCUACGACGUGGUUGCCAGAGGUACUUUCUUUGAUGUACAUCGGCGCGACGGUCCUGAGGGUAUUGGUGGUGAUGAAGGGGUCAUGGAUGAUGAGACGCGCCUUCAGCUUUUUAUGAAAAGGAUUCAGGUUGUGUUCAAGGCAUUGCGGGACGGCAUCUCAUGA
Molecule: messenger RNA, 2292 nt
Organism: Trypanosoma cruzi
Lineage: Eukaryota; Euglenozoa; Kinetoplastea; Trypanosomatida; Trypanosomatidae
Exons: 1
Coding region: 1-2292 (763 amino acids)
Biological process (GO): ribosomal small subunit biogenesis
Cellular component (GO): nucleolus
Molecular function (GO): protein binding; RNA binding
Source: RefSeq, a predicted model, not a curated record